Molecule: messenger RNA, 9639 nt
Organism: Monomorium pharaonis (pharaoh ant)
Lineage: Eukaryota; Metazoa; Arthropoda; Insecta; Hymenoptera; Formicidae
Gene: Naus
Product: CTTNBP2 N-terminal-like protein
Exons: 8
Coding region: 624-2576 (650 amino acids)
Source: RefSeq, a predicted model, not a curated record
UGGUAGAUCGGGGGCGCCUUUCACGAGAAGUCUCGCUGAGGUCUCGUUUGGCCGUGUCGUAGAACUGGCUGCGCUUUGUGCGCUUGAUUUGUCAAGGGGACGAGUGCAGCCUAGCGAGAGGCAGAUCGGCCCGUCGCGCCGGAUGCCGCCACGUUAAUUCGUCUUUGUCGGCGUGAGGGGCGCCGAUUCGACGAUUAACGACGACCGAGGUGCCGGCGACGAGGUGCACGACGACGACAAGAAGUGUUGGGAACUUGGGAAGACGAGGAGGUGCGAAACGACAACAACGACGACCACGACGACGACGACGGGAGGAAGAGGAACGCGCGGCCGUCGGUCCCGUGUCGGCAAUGUGGCGGGCGUCCUGGGCCGCUGGGUGUCCUCCGGCGGGGGUGCUCGCGCGUCCCGUGACGGCCGUGGUGAAUCUCCGGAUCGAGGGGUGAGGAAGUCGACGUAGGAGCAGCUUGGGGCGCGCUCAGGCGACAGCUCGCGUGCGUGCGUGCAUUGCGUGCAAGCGAGCGGGCAAGCGAGCGAGUUUCACGAAAUCGCCCUUUCCGAGCUGCGCCGGAGGUGCUAGGAGGCCACGGUAGAUAGCCAGUUACCCUAUACGAUAGACCGCGACGAUGGCAUCGCAGAAUCAGGCCGCCGUCAACGUCACCUCGCCCGGCGUCGCGUCAGUAGCGACGACGUCAACGACGAUGACGACGACGACGGCGGCGAAUGGGCCGCCGUUGACGUCGGCACCGUUGGCGCCGGGUUCUACCGUCCUGACCAGCGCGGCCAGCGUCUCGGCCGCGAAGGCGCAGACCCUCGCCCCUGGCGCUCAGCCAUCGCAAUCCCAGCAACAACUGCAGCAACAGCAGGCCAACAACAUUGAGCCACUGGACAAGAGUUCCUCUAACACUCUGAAGCGUAAUCCAAAGAUGGAGCUGAGCAAAACUGAUUUGCUGAAGUUACUGGGAUACCUGGAAGGCGAGCUCCAAGCAAGAGACAUAGUGAUAGCGGCAUUAAAAUCAGAAAAAAUGAAACACCUUCUAAGUUCCCGGUAUCUUAGUAGUACUGCAGAUCCGCAUGCGGCAUUAGCUCGCGACGUCGCGAUAGUAGGUGGUGUUAUUGGCGUCGAAGGAAAUCAAAUUGAUCAACAAGUUGCUAGUCUAGAAGCACUAGUGACGCAGCAAAGAAAGGCGCAAUGUAGGAUGACUAAAGUCCUUAGAGAUGCUGAAAUUAGGCAUAGAGCGGUAAUUAAAGAAUUGGAGGAAGAGAAACGGAAACACGAACACGAUACUGCUCAAGGUGAUGAUAUCACUUAUGGUCUUGAGAAAGAGCGGACAAGAUUGAAGAAGGAAUUAGAAUUAGAGAAACAAGAAAAGAAAAGAUUAGAGAUGGAGUUAAAGAAAGUUACCGAUCAUCUCGAGGAAGAAAAGAAUCGACAGAAGCAGAUAGUACUGCUCCUCUUGGCAGAGCGUAAAAAAAUUAUUAUGAAAUACAUUGAGGAGAGGAAACGAUCUGAAGAUUUGGCUCAAAUACUAAGUGAAGAGAAGGUGAGGAUAGACUCAAUGGCUGAAGGCCUCGAGGAGGAGAGUAAAAAGUCUCUGCAGAUGGAGGCGGAACUGGAAAAGCAAUUAGCGCAAUUCGAUAUGGAGAGACAGCAGUAUCGGCAGGCCCUUGUGAAGGAGGAGAAGAGAGCGAAAGAUUUCGAAACAGAGUUGGAAAAGUUACGAGUUGAGAUGGAAACAUGGAAGGAGUCGCAGGCUCGCGGUUCUGCGAGAGGAGUUGGCGUAACUCCACCACCGCCGCCUGCAAAACCAGCGAACUUGGUCGCCAUGCCAACUCUCAGACCAGCUAGUGCUCCACAAGCAAUGAAAGGGGCAGUCUUGGGUACAGGGACACCUAUGGUUAGCAGUAAAGUUGUUCAGCCUACUGCAACAGUAUCCAGUGUUCCUGUUAGUGGACCAACGACUGGAAUUGCUAGGUCUGUAACACCUGGACAAGCACUUCGUGGAGUUGCAUAUACGCCUAAUUUAACAUCUGUGGGUGGAGAGUCCCCAGCUUCUUCAGAUACGCAGGCCGUAGACAAGCGACAGCCGGUUGUACCUGCGCCCGUUAGUACCGCGGCCGCCGCCGCGGCUAAACUUAUCACGUCGUCGCAAGCCGCCGUCGCCGCUGCGGGGAAGCUCGGCUUUCACGUCGGCCAGUCUUCGAGUCCUGCCGCCAGCCCCACUGUUCAAGCGUCCGCUGCUGCUGCUGCCGCCGCCGCCACCGGUGCUGGUGCUGGUGGUGGUGGCGGCGGUGGUAGUAUCCUGCCCGCAAAAAAGCCGCCGAUCUCGCGCGGCGUGCCGCCCCCGGUACCACCGAAUAAGCCAGUGGUACCACCGAAAAAGGAGGCGGCCGCUUAUCUCCGGAGACCGGAACUGCAGUCGCAAAGCGCGCCGCAACAGGACACCGUCAAGUACGGUGGUAAGCAGGCGGCGAUGAGUACAGCGGCGAGUGGAGCCGCUCCCAUGCAAGGGCAGCAGCAACCGCUUCCGGUGGGCGCCGCCCAAGCUGCCGCCGACGAAGAGACAAAGCCGCGUUGAUUUAGCGCUGAAAAAGAGAGAAUAAAAGCGAUACAUACUACACUACCGUAAUAGAAAAGAAAUCGAGAGACGCUACGUCGCAAAACUUUGGAUCUAUCCUGGGAUCUGCAACGGUGCAAGAGAUUCCGUAUUCACAUCGGAGACCAUUUCUAAGAUUGCCAGGGGGAGAGAAACGAAAAAGAGAGAGGCUCUCUGUGUACAUUCUAUAGACUUUCGAUAGACCGUUCUUUAAGGACGGCGGUGUGUGUUGUACAUUACAACUAGAUCUCAUCAUCGAUCGGCGGCGACGCCGAUAAAAGGAUUCAAGAUUCUAUUCAUAACCGGAAUGGCAUUCGUGUAAAGUUAUAAUAACCGAAGCAGCCGCGCGGAAACGAGAUAUUUCUCGGAUAUGUAAGAUAGCCGCUGUAGGUUUCUAGCUCAUUCUGUAUGGACAUUGACGAACACGAGUUGUUAUAGGGAAAUACGAAAAGCGUUACGAGACGCGGAGACUGUUAACGUCUCGCAAAAACUCGGCGUCAUGUAAUAUCAACUCUGAUUAAUUAGAUUUUCGUUUCCUAUUCAAGGAACGAUAACGCAAAAUGAGUUGAAUCCACCGUUUGCAAAUCUCAUUGGCUUUGUAAAAAAACAAGUUUUUUUAGUACACAUUUUUAUAUAUUUAUAAAUUUUUAUAUAUAUAUUCUGCAAUCUCUAGAUAUUUUUUCUUCUACCUUUUUCGCCAUUAUUAUAUGUACUAGAUAAAGUACAUAAAGUAACGUCAAUAAUCUAUAUCUUGUUAAGGAAAACUUGAACAUAUAGUGCUUUGUGAAUUUAUCACGGAGUUUAUCUAACAGCUAACAGGAUUCAAUCUGUUUCGCAUGAUCGUUCUGUAUUUAUAUAUAAAUAUAUCACGGGCAUAUAGAACUGUAACUCUAAAAGAAGAUAGUUAAUACUAAAAUUAAAUGAUUAAAACAUUAAAUGAAUUUAGUGAACUAAUUGAGGCUCAGUUAACAAAAUCGGAUUGUUGGAUGCAACUUAUAGAUGGGGAAAAUAGAAACUUUAUCACGUGCUAAUCACUGCCUUGUCUCACAUAAUCGCGUAUAUAAGCUACAAGCUUAGAGCUAUCUGGAAGGAACUGUUCUACACAUUGCCAAAGAAUAGGCAUCACUGUUUUUUCAAAGCACAAUUGAUUUUUAUUAUCGGGACUUAAGAAAGAUGUUUGAGGAAACGGCAGCAAAUGAAGAUCAGUGUUUUCUACUCAAUCCUUUAAAACCCUUGAUAAAAGAAAAAGACGGUUAUACAUUUGUAUGUACAUUCUAAUGUCUUCUUUUUUCACAUAACGAUUUAUUCAUAUCUCAGGUAAAAGAACGCUGUGUUGCGCUAAAAUGUACGAUGAAUAGAUGGAUUGUAGAAGUACUAAUUUCUUCUUCGUAGUUUUUUAUUGUCAUUAAUUUAGCACGAUAAAAGUUGAAGUCUAUUAUACUAAAAAAAAAGUAUUUAAUUCUAACAUUAAAACGUAUUAAUUUUGUAUCUAUUUUAAAAAUACUUAUAAAUUUUUAAUUUUAAAUAAUAAGACGUUUAAAAAAUUUAAACAUUUUAUUGUUUUAAAUGUAAACACUAUUAAAAAAAAAAUGUUUUGAAGUAUUUAAAAAAUGAAGUCAAAAAUAGAACACUUUAAUGUCUUAAAAUUAAAUACUUGUUUUUUUGAGUGCACGUAAAUCACGAACGUUAGAAAUUUGCAUUUAUCGAAUGAAUAAGCAAUGCAUAAUUUGUGCAUAAAUCACGCAAUUUAUCUUAUACCGUCGAACAUGCGAUUCUGGCAGCAUCUUAAAUAGCUUUUGUCUUUCAGAUUAUGUUAUUCACGUAUUAAUGUAAAAAUCAAUGUCUAUUUGCGUAAAAUAUGUAUAUAACCGUAUUGAUUUUAGAAUUCUUAGCUGGCGUAUCUCCGAUUACGAGAUAUGGUGUGAUCUCUAAAAUAACGAAUAAUACUCCUGGCAUAUAAAGUCUAUUGUAAAGUCUUCCAGUGUUUUACGUUACGUACGGUUGUAGAAUUUAAGUUCAAGAUUUAGUCACGUCCGAUGAUGGUCCGACAACUGAUACAUUAAUUGGUUGAGGAUAUCCUUGUUAUAUACAUGUAAGGACUGAGUCAUUCUUUCUAUCGUCAUUGCGAACACAAGCGAAUAAGUAGCAGGAACUGGGACCAGGAUCAAGGGGAUUAACAUGCAGCUUGCAACACACCGAGAAGAACAUAUGCUCGCAAUAAUAGCAACAGCAAGGACAAAAAAAUAACCGCAACAAUAAAUAGUGAACUUUAAAUAAACGAUAACAAUAAUAAGAUUAACAAUAUAUUGCUAACGAUUACGUUGAUUAUUGAUGAUAUGUGGUAAUAACUGAUAAUAUGAUAUUAAUAGAGAGAAAAAGAAUAACUCUAGCAAAUGUGUAAUUUUAGUAGCAUUUAGCAGCAGUAACAGCAGCGACAGUAACAAUAGUAGUAUAUUAAUUAAUAGUAAAUACUAGCUCUAAUGAUUACAAUAAUAAUAGAUGUGCUUCUCGAAAUAAGGGAGAGAAAUUAUCUUAUCGGCGAGAGAAAUUAUUAUUAAUGAAAAGACGGAGAUCUCAUCGCGCAUUGUGCAUACUCAUUAUCUCUAAGUCAAAAUAAUCCAACAGAGAGAUUCGUCCGAGUUAAGCUGGGUGUACAUUCAAGAGUUUUACUUUCUAAUAAACUCUCGAUAAAACACUGUUUAAAGUUAGGACCCCGAAUGGCUCUUAAUGGCUAUGGUCUGUUCUAAAAACUAAUUAGCCUUCAAAAGGGUAAAUCUUGAUACAUAUACACACACACACACACAUACACAUCUGAAUGCUAUAGAUAUAAAAAUUUAUAUAUAUAUAUAUAGAAAACGAUAUAAAGAAAUGUUUAGUAAAACUCUCAAUGAACAUCUGCUUUCAAAGGCCACUGUGUUCUUGCGUACCAUCCACAAAGGUUUCGUUUUUCGUGUCCGUGUGAAUGAUGGAUAGCUUAAUUAGUGAUUAAUACGAGAAGAGUCCGACUACAGAUCUCGAGCGAACUAUCGAAAAUUAUCUCACGCGUUACAGUAGAGUUUUACAUCCCUUUAAUUAUUUUACGAUUUUGACAAGAAUUGGAUAAAAUAUUAUAUUAAAAAAAAAACGGGUCUUUUUAGUGUUAAUUUUACACGACACGCAUAUAUAUACACACACUCGUAUAAAUACAAACAUAGCUCCAUAAAAGACGAAUAAUACUUUGUAUACUUUAUAGAUAAUCGGUGUACAUAGUUCGUCAAUAUGUACGUAAAAGUAUAAGCUAACCGUAAAAAAAAAAAAAAUAGAGACGUUGACGAAAGAUAAUGGGUCAUACGAAAUUGUAUUCAUGUCUUGUUAAUUUUAUCAAAUACGUGAUGUAUAUACGUGUAUAAGGCAUAGUAUGUGCCAGUCGAAUAUUGGAGGCGAAUAGAAGUUAAAGUUUUAAGGAAGACAGUCGUUUUGUUGUCACUGAAAAAUGUGAGAGCGGAUGUGUGUGUAUUUAAAUGAAUGUUGGACAAUGCUUACAUUUCGAGGGUGUCAGGAUACUAUAAAAUCGAUUCAUAUCUGAUGCUAACAAAGCAUUAAUCCACGAUCUUUACUGGCGUUUCCCAUUGAUUAUACUUGUUUUCAAUUGUAUGUGUUAAUGUGUAUUUAAUAACUGCAUUUACACUCAUAAAGAAAGUGUUUAAUAUUAAAAUAUAUUCUAUUUUUGUCUGUGUUUUAAAAUAGUAAAAACGUUUUAAAUAGCAUUUAGAUUUGAAACAUUAAAACUUGCAAAGCUGUUAAAGGUGUUUUAGCUUUAAAUGUUUUGUAUUUGUCAUUUUAAAUUUUACAAUGCCGCUAAAACAUUUUUAAUUUAAGCAGCGUUUAUUUAUGUAUUUAAAAAACGGAGAUAAAACUAAAACAUUUUAACAUCUUAAAAUUAAACACUUUUUUAAUGAAUGUAAUUCUAUUGAUUUCACGCAAUUUGUUUCACGUGUUACAAAUCGUACUAAUGUUAAAGAUAAUUUUCUUAGUCUGUCUGGAUUUGUUAGAACUGGAUAUUUAUAAAUACCCAACAAAAUUGUAUAAACGCGAUUUACGAGUUAAAAAAAUUAUAUACUGUAAAUGCCAAAUUGAAAAUUGAAAUUUAUGUUUCUUAUAAUACUGUAGAUCUCAAAUUCUCAAAAAUCUUCGUGUUGUUGUACGAGUAGGAGUAUCAUCGUCGAGCGACUGUUCUUGUAUGUAGGAAAAACUUUACCGUUUAAAUAAUAACGGGAUAUUAAAUGAAAGAGAUAAACUUUUAUACAUACGAGAUGUUCUCGUGAACGCCAUAUUAUAUGCAUAUUAUGUGUAUAUUCAAUCAAAGCGACCCUUUCUCCUCGCAUCCUAAGGGGAUUGCGUGCGUUUGUUAGCGACAAUUGUACUACUAGUAAAGUAAAGUAAAAGAUAUUAGCCGGGAUCAGCGGUUAUGGGUGAAACUUCUUCAAAGAAUUGAAACUCGAACCGUGAUUAACUGUCAUCCAAGCUAGUAAUUAAUUUAACAAAGGUAUGAAGGUUGCGAGUAAAAGUUCGUCUUAAUUCUCAGAAAUAAUACAUUUAAUUUCUUUUAAUAAUUAAUAAUCGAUGUUUUCUUCUAUUAAAAAAUUUCUAUAAAAUCUAUAAAAUUUAGUAAAGUUUUUUUUUCAUUAACAAACGAAAUAAGAUGAGAUAUGUAUUACAGAAUUUUUUUAGUUUUCGACAAUUAAGAGAAUUUGAUUUUAUAUAUUUGCAAUAAUUAAGCAUUUUGGCAGUAGGUUCCAAAUUGUAACCGCAAGCAAAAUAAGAAAACUAAUAACUACUAACUCGUAUUGACUAUUGUCGCUCACGUGCAAUUACCACCAAGAUCAUGUUGCAGAACGUACUUUUUGUGAAAAACGCCUUAACGUUGCUUGUCUUUUACCUUAGUACGACAAAGCGCGAAAAACCUCUCAUGUCAAAGUAUCGGAUCAAAAUAAUCAUACUAAUGCGAAAGCACGAACGUUAUUUUAUAAAUAUUAUAUUACUGUAUUCUCUCUCUUUCUCCAGAUUUCUCUCUUGUAAUAGGUAGACCGUCGUUUUCGAACGGAGCUAAUGCGAGGAGAAAAAACAUAUUAAUUGACUAAUUAUUAGAACGUGUCUCAUGUGGCUCAAUAGGCUGCGCCGAGGCCUUCCUCGAAAUUGUAAAUAGUAUAAUUAUUUAAUAUCGCUUAUAUAUACAUAUGAAUUUAGACUUAAACGAAACUGUGAUUUUUUUUUACGUUAUUAGGCGUUAUGUUCGGUUGUCGAUUUAUUUACCGUCUUUUCUGAGUUUCACCCUCACCGAUGUAAUUAAGGCUUUCACAGGCUUACUAAAUGCUUAUAUGUGUUACAUAUAAGCUGUUGGUCAAGAGCUUGAAUGCUACUCUUAAAAAAGUUUGAAGUUCAUACUAUCAUGUUCAAAUUAUUGUAUAGGUAUUUUUUUGGCAGUAAAAGGACAAAAUAACAUAAAGAACAAAUAAAGUAAAAUAAAAAACCGAACAUUGCCGAACAUUGACAAGAUUCUUGAUACGAUGAUAUUAAUGUAUUAAUUAUUGCUGUACAGCAACACUAUUAGAAUUUUUAGUGACGCUUUAAUGUAUGAAAAGAUUAACAAAGGAAUGGAAGAAAGUAUUGCUCGAGUUAUUGACCGACAGUGUAUAUUUUUUAAUGUUUUUAUGUACUUUUUACUUAUGCGCUAAGCGGUUUUUGACGCUAGCUUUAAAUUUGAUCACUUACGAUGUAAAUAUAUAUUAAAUAAACUCUCUUUACGCUUUUCUAAAAAGUAUUAAUAUCGAAGUUCUGUUUUGAGAUCUUCCUAUAGCGUUUGUAAAUUUCGGAUGGAAUUCUGUCAAAGAUAAAAAUUUCAAUAAAUCAGGCUCCCUUCGAUGAUUGCGCUUCUGUGCAAUUCGUGUACAGUUUGUAAAUUGCGUGCUCCGUCGCGAGAUAUCUCACGUGAGAAGGAUACUUGGACAGAUUUUGCAAAUAGUUUGCAAGAAAUUUAUCAUAUUCUUAAUUAAUAUACUCCGCUACGAUCACUGAGCGUUAGAACAUAGACCGUAUUUAUUUUAAGCAAAUAUCCUGUAUAAUGAGAUAUAUCAGCAUGGUACCUGUCGAUAUCGAUUGAGUUACAUUGAUGAUCAUGAGUAGCGGGCGAUUUCAUUAAUGUACAGAAUUCUAGUGAGUUUUGCAAAUGCAUCUGUCACAAACGAAAGAGCAUUUCGGGCUGUAAAACUAGGCGUUUUAAUAGUUUAAGAGAAUAUAUAUGAGAAAAGGAAUGGAGAAAAAAUGCGUCAGCAUUUUUUUUUCGAAGGCGCAGUUAAGGAAUCAUGUCAUAAUCACUAUUAUCGAUCUGUUUCCUUUGUAGAUAAUUAUGUAUGUAUGUAAACGCGAAUUAUGUAUGUAAUCUCGUUGCGACAUGCGAACCGUUCGAAUCUGUAAAAUUUGCUCGUCAAAUUAUGAUACAAUAGGAUACUUUUGUUAAAAUUUUUGCCAUACGAUUUGAACGACGGAAUUAAUAAUAGAAUUGACAUUAUAAUGAAUUAUGUAAUUUAAAUCUAUUACAAAUGUUUUAGACGAUGAACGUAUUCGACCUUUUAUCCAAUAAAUUAAAAAUUUUUAUGUCGCUAUUAAGCCGCUAUCAGUUAUAUAACGAGACUUUUUAUAAAGAAUUAAAAACACUUUUAGACAAUUACACGUGCAAUCGAGUAAUUAUAAGUGUAUCGAGCAAUCUAGUAAUAAAAUACUUUCGAUGAUGUUCUCGUUUGUCAAAUAUUAAAAAAGACUGGAUUCGAACAGCGCAACUAGAUAUUUAAGAGACGUACUUCUAUUAAAAUCUAUCUAAGUACUUCGUUUCUAUCAUAAUUGUUCGACAUUAUCAUCAACAUUAUUAUCUGUCUUUUAUAGACUGUCAUGAUCAUCGUCAUUAUCACCCUCUAUGUCCAGAAUGACAACAAAUGUAAUGUAAUACAAUAGUAAUUGUUAUCUUCUGUGCUAUACAAAAGGAAAAAUACACAUUGACAUAUGAUCACAA